AUGGCAUUUUAUAGCGAGCAACUAUCAGUAAACAAAAAGGCCGAGUUUCUCAGGCCUGAUGCGCUAGAAAAAAUGCGCAGACGAAACGAAGACACCGCGACUAAAACGAACAUGGUAGACAAUGAGUCUUCUCGUUGCUUAUACUCUGCCAAUGUAGACUUCACAGACACGAGCCAUGCAGUGUGAACAAACGAUUGAGGAUGAGUUUCUCAGUCAUCUGAUGCAGAUUCUAUCCUAGUAACAUAAACUGUAUCUCGUCGGUUUAAACAGUUGAAAUCCGAAUCCAUUACCUACGGAACACAGCAAAAGACGCAGUCCCUUUAGAUGUGAGCAAAGAAAGCUUGGCAACACACUCGAAAGAGAGCGAAGACUGACCGACGAGACAAAUCUCCCACUAAACCCUCACUCCCAUUACAACGAUUGCCUGAGAUUGGGCUGUUAUCUUACAAGGUAACAUCACCGCGCCCUCAGCCUCUUCAUUGUUUUGCCAAAUGACAAAAAUAGACAAGAGAAUUUAAAUAAGAUAAUAUGAUGUGCUUCGCACCCUUUUGAGCGGAGUGUCGAGUAAAAGGUCAGAUGGUGUUCUACUACACAUGAGCAACCAAGCAGGACGUCGGUAAACGUAAGCUCUUAAAUAUGUCACGCAUCACGUGUUUUUGUGAGUGAUUUAGUCAUAGUGAGCGAUAAACUCACCGAUCACAAACUACGAAGCAGUUUUUUUGAAAAAAAGAUUAUACGACGUAAGUAUGUUUAAAAUUUCCGAAGAAAACGUUUCUAAAGACAGCAUGUUACAACCGCCGUCUUACUAGUGACAGUAGUGGUGUUUUUACGAGACAAUCAAAAUGUCUGAAAAGAUUAAUAAUUUUUGGCCUCUUUUGAGACAUUAUUGAUUGCGAGUUAACAAAACGAAACGCGCGCAUGCUGUAAACGCUUUAGCUUAAAACACAACGGGUUCAUAAAAAGUAUUCCUUAAACCUUCUUUUCUUCAGGGUCGUCAUGGAUCUCCGCUUCCUGUUACUGAUCACACUUGGGUUGCUUUGCUCCGUGGGCGCGUUCAACAGUAAGUAGUCGACAGGUCUUUCUUUAGUGUUACGAUUUUCUUAUGAAAAACGAUUUAUAUAUGUAUGUUCUAAGGUGUCUGGGUCUUAAACAGCUGAGAAAAUAGCAAAAACUUCACUAACAUAGCCCGAAUAAUAUAUUAUAACAGUACUAGACUUUUGGAAGCAAAAGAACUGUGAAAAGACAGGAAAAUCAUUUCUUUACAAGUGUUUAUAUCCACACGGAAAUAAUUAUUGUAAAUGGAUAUUUUGUAAACAGUCUCUAGAGCUGCAUAACAGUCGCAAAGAAAUAUCAUUAUCACCAUAUUUGUUGCAGCCAAAAGGCAACUGGGAGCAGCGGGAGCAAUGGGACCAAUGGGACCACCGGGGAUAUUAGGAGCAAGGGGCCCUAUGGGUGAUCCCGGACCGCCAGGACCCCCUGGAGCUCCCGGACCUCCUGGACAACCCGCCCCACCCGGCCCACCAAACGGCUGCUGUCCCGUUUAUGGGAAAAAGUGAAGAAAUGAAAUGGAAAAGACCUUUUGUGUUCUAAACCGUUCCCUUUAAGUUUCUUGUAAUUUCAAAUUGAAAAGCAAUAAACUGAAGAACAUUUUGAACAAGACUGGAACAUUUCCUUAGAUUUUGUUCAUGACAAUCAGACUCUUGCUAAAUUAAUCUGCCAGAUAACGAAAUUUUUGAAACUCUCAGAAUACUACGAUGUCAACAAAUGGAGAACCAAAGAAAUCUCUCGGAGAAUAAGACAACAGAAACCGAAAGAACUAAUAAUAAUCAAUAACUGGGAUUCCAGAAGAGUUGUAACUUAGUUCUACAGACGUCUAACCAUUAACACGAACGUUCAACGGAAUUUCCAUGAACGACAGAAAACAGCGACAGACUAGGGGAUAACCGACAAACCGAAACCCUGGAACACUGCGGUCCUCUAUUUCGAGUACGGGUAAGAUCGCCUUGGUCAAGCGGCACAGCAAACCUCUAACGAAUUCUGAUCCUUCCACCAUCUCUAUCAUUCUUGUCAUCUGUAUUAGCGUCAAUUUACUCUUCCUCGGCCAUCGCGGUUUUGGGUUACCUAUUCUUCAUGUGGUACUGCAGUUCUCUUACACUGUAACCAGUAUCCGGUGUAUCAUCCGACAGACAUUUAACGUUUCCUCUGUGUCAUUUGCCAAAAGAGGACGCGAUUUAUACAUUUUCAAGACGCGCAAUAAAAGUUAGCCUUGUUUUUUGGACCAAACUAGAAGCAGGCAUGCACUGGCUCAAGUAAAACCCGUUGUAGUCUAGCCAGCAGCCGUAUAAGUGCCUAACAUUGAAGGCUACUUCAGAAGCCUAAUGGUAUUCGUGUUUCAGGCGAUCAGAUUGAUUUUUAAGGUUUGUUUUGCACUGCCGCGGCAUUACCUAGUGCGCAUAACAUUGCGACUGCAAAGGUAGCGAUAAUUUUCCCCGGUCGCCUAAAAAGAGGUAAUUAUGGACCCUAUUGUAGUCCUAAUCCUUUCAAUGGCGAUUUUGAUAAUUCCGCCGGGCUAAGAAGGUGUUUGUCUUCAAACUCGCCCCAUUCCUCUCGCCCAAAACGAUCAUUUGAAGCCGGUGGAAAUUAUCCCUUUGUUGCCGUUUUGCUAUGAAAAGAGAACGGUGACCCCCUUUUUUGCUUGUGUUUUUUACUCGUUAUGGCCACAAAAAAUAUCUAUAUAUAUUAGGGAGAAAAAUAUCUGGAUAGUAGAAGUUGUAUUUUUUAUAGUGAAUGACGUGAAUUUCCGCAAUUAGAGCCACAGAGAGGUACGAGAUGAUGAUAAAACUGUCCAUUUCUCUGCAGUUUUUCAAGAUCUGGUAAUUUGAGGUCUCUUAACUGAAAAAAAUAUAGCCCGACAAACAAGUGAUCUGAUAGGUUUUAGUAAGAUUCAUAGUUUUUGCUAUAAAAUAUGAAUUUUUGACGGUUAUUUAAGUUUCGAACACUUCGCGGAACUGGAAAAAUCACUCAGAAUUACAGGCACACAAGACGAAAACAAGCACGGCGACCUCAUCUUUUUAAUGCAGUUUUUUGAAUGUUCUAUAUAUAGCUGACAUUUGUGCCAAGUUUGAAAAAAAUCUGCACAGUGCAUAAUUUUCAAGGGAAUUACCUUAACGCUGUUUAAGUGGUUUAAAUUGCCGUCCAUUAUUAUUUGAAAGCUGCACAAUAUGCGGAUAGCCCUAGUCGCCAAGCCAGUUUUAAUAAUGCAGAUGCUUCGAGGCAACAAAGGAUAAAGACGAGAUUUCUUUUGUUAUUGUUAUAUUUCAAAAACUGAGAAUACAAUGACCAAUCAAAGUUCAAAUUUGCCUUCGUUCACGCGCAUGCGCACGUCAAUAAACAGGCGAUGUUGUAAGGGCCGAUCAGAAACAAGAUCGUAGUUUCAAACAAAAAGCAAUCGGCCGCGAUAACUUAAAGAGACAGAAGGUAUUAAAAAGCGAAAAACAAAAAUAAGAAGCUUAGUUAGGAUAAAGAGAUUGUCGUUUUAAACAAAGAACAAUCGGCCGCGAUAAGUUACAGGGACAGCAGGCCUUUAACGCAAAAUUAAAAAUUACGAAGCCUAAUUUGAAUAGUUUGAAACAAAAAUAUAGCCUGGAGAUCGAGAAAAAAAGUUAUAAAUUCAAUUAUGGUUUCUGCUGCUAAAAUGAAAAAUGCCGUCUGAUGCUCUGAGUCCACUCAAGUGUUACGGAACAAUCCCUUAGCCGGAACCUUUCUUGGUCUUUAAGAGCUUUUAUUAUACUACCUUCUUGAAUGAGCAAAAUUUCUCUUGUUCUUUUGUCUUGUAAUGGACGAUCCUUAUAGUUAAGGUCAAAUGCAAUUGAUGUUGCAUUUUGCGUAAAGCCCUUUGGCCAUAACACUGUUUGGUUCCUGCUUUACCAUACACUUUCUCUUCCGUCCAUAAAAAAUUCAACACGAGAAACUGAUGAGAACAAUGGAUAACAACCGGUACCGUAAAAAACCGGUCAAUAACCAAAUGUUUAUUCUUACAUCAUGAGUAAAUAAUGAAGCUUGUUCUCUUGUCCUGCUUUCACAGCUUCGUAGAAUCAAUAACGAACGGCUGUGUUUCUACAGACAAAAGAAAGAGCUGUCGAACAUGAGGUACGAACUUCAUUUCUUGGUAAUUUUAGAGACUUAGUUAUUAGCAGUUAGGUUUUCAUUUGAAUUUUGACUCUUCAACCAGAAGAGGUUAAAACUGUGUGAGUAGGCAAAAAAAUUGAAACUCUUUAAGAUCAUGAACCAUAACGUGAACGAGCCAAAACAAUUUUAACCACAAUCCAUAGUUCUCUCAAAUCAUGAUCACUAAGGAAAAAUGUACCAUUUGUUUAUUCAUUUUUCAGGAAGAUGGGGCUUAGAUAUUUCACAGUUUUGGUCCUCCUCGGGCUUGCCCUUGUGGACGCUAAGUCGCUUAAAGGUAAGCCAGCCUUGUUGGAUGUCGUGAAAUGUGUUCAUUCGCCGUAGGGUAGUAAAAGUAAUAUCCAGUGCAGUGAUGAAUUUUACACAAGGGGCAUUUUUGUUAUGUGCUCGAGAACUCAUAUGCAGUCCUUGGCUUGUAAAGUGUGUGAUUUCAAGUUUAGAGGGGGCUUGUUUCUUUUACGGUUGGAUAGACUGAAAAAGUUAAUAUUUUAUUCCCUAGAACAGUCAAGCUAAAUUGAACAAUAAGCUAGUUUGUAGUCCACAAAAAAGGAUCCCCGUUUCUUCCCAGGUUCACUGAAAUUGAUAUUUGACAAUAAAGGAAUCACGUACUUAAUUUCAGGAAUUCGAAGCUGGUCAGAAAAAGGACUGUUGCCAAGGAGUAAAAACCACAUUUCCCCAGUGAUGUCCACAUUCUGUGUCGUAAAGCGUAACAGUACAGAUUUAGAAUUCGUAUAUGUUCCAAGUGACUCAUUAUUUUCAUUUCGCUAUACGUUUACAGAAUUCCAGUUAUGGUACAUUCGAAAGAUCAAUUACUCUAAAAAUACUAGCAUUAAUCAUCAAAACUAAAUACAAAUCGUGCCCAUAUAUCCUUAUCGCACAACAGAGAAAUCAGGAAAGGUUGUUUAAGGAACUCAAUAAAGUCUAAGUUGGUUCAAAUCCUAAAUGUCAGUUCUGGGUUAACUACAUCUUAUAUACCUGGCCAUUGUUCAAAAGAUGGAUAGCACUAUCCAUCGGAUAAAUCGCUGUCCAUCGGAUAGUUAUUGGGGAAACCAAUUGCGCUAUUCAGUGGAUAGUAAUUUAUUCAGUACAUAGCGCUAUCCACCUUUCGAACAAUUGGCGCCUGUAGUAUAGGUGUACAUUUAGUGACUCUGGGAACCCAUUCAAGAAACAAGCAUCUUGCCCUGCAAAAUGCUAGAAUCGUUCGACUUCUUAGAAGACCUCUCGUCUUCAAAGUCAUUAGGAUCACUCUCUAAUAGCCGUUGUUUUUCUCCACAUCUAGAAAAACAACUCAAGAAAUCCCAUCACGGUAAGCUUCUAAAAGAUCUAAUUUCUGCAAGAAUUCAUCCGACAGGUAAUAGAAAAGAUUCACUUAAUGUUUCACAGAUUUGGUCCAUACAUGAAGAUUACGACAAUUCCAACACGUGACGGUUUGUACGACUUGUUUAGCAAGACGACUUCUUCUUUCCACACUAUCUCACUACAUACGAUCUAACUGUAAAAACGGAGAUUGCAUGUCAUACUAAAUACGAUCUCACUUAAAAAACUGAAAGACAGUACAUGUUGACAGUAAUUUCUAGGCCUUUGUACAAAUAGUUUCUGGAAAUGCCAGCCAAAGAGAAACCACGACAUUUUUUAACCAUGGCAUAACUGCAAUGAGUUGAAAAGUCCUAACUGAUGUGCUAUACUCUUUCGCCGAUUAGAGUUGAUAUUUAACACCUUUAUUACCUAAUAACAGAGGAUCGCCUACUGAAAUAUUAGUUGUCAUACUUAAUGUAUUGUGGUAUGAAGCUGAUACUACAUGUAACAAUGUGCCAAGUAACAUAAGUAUUCUAGUAAUAUUAGUGUCGUGGAAGCGCACAAACUUCCUCAACUUUAGACUGAAGCAACCUAACUACGAUAGACAUUGUGAUAUCAUAAUUUACGUAAGUCUCCUUUUAAUCAGCACAGUUUACUCGAACUGAACGGACACUCCAUAGUAACUGAUCACGAGUGUCACUUAACUUUGUUUAAUAUGUCUCGAGAAUAAAAACACUCAAUAUUACAGGUGCUUACAAGAUGAGAAAACAAGGAAAAACGACAAAAAAAAAACCACGCUGAUUCUCAUACUGAUCUUUUCUUUCUUUAACAAAAUAUUUCUCGGUCUUGAUUUGCUUUCUUUAACUUCUAACAACAGAGGAAAAGAAGAAUGAUGAACCACCUCCUACAGACGAAGUUGCGGACGAUGCUUCAGGAAGUGCUGGUAAGUGGUAUCCCUGUGAUUAUGUAAGAGAAGUUUUCGCACCGUAACGCAUUCUGAUUUAAACCAAGUAGAAGAGAAUUAUCUUGAAUAAAAAGAUUCUGGGCUUUUCAAAUAGACUAUGAGUAAUAGCCGACAUCCAAAUUAUAGGGUAAUGGAAUCAAUUUAGGUUUCUGGGAAACUGCCCACCUACCCCUCCCCUAAGCCAGAGAGGUUGACUUGUUAAAGUAAAAUGAGUAACGUGUGUUGCCGGGUCUCGUGUGGAAGCAAUUGAUGGACCACAAUACAACACGAGCAGUAUAUCCGGGUUUGUAUCAAAUUGUUAGCAUCUGAACUGUGUGGGUUUUACAAAUUUCGGGCAUAGAUAAAAUGUAAAGUUAUAUUAACCAUCUACAAUAAUUAUUUCUUUUACUAUAAUUGCAUCUGCCUGGUGGAGUUUAUGAAAAAUGUUUUGCCAUGGCUAAUCAAAUUCAGGUUUCACACGAUAUCAUACGUUGAAAGACAUGAUUGGCCACAUCAAGUUUUAGCUUGAAAAACGAAAUACAAGACACAAAUUUUCAUCUGAAAGAAUCACAAAUGAUAAAUAUACGAAUUCCACAUAUUUGAACUGCGGGAUGAGGAAAUAAUGCAGCAGAGAAGAUCAUCACAAUUAAAUACCCAACUUAUGCAGCGCAGUUGCGCAAAGAACCUAAAAAGAAAUUCAGGUUAGCCGGAUUCGAACCAUGACCUCUGCGAUACUAGUGCAGCGCUAGCACUCUAACCAAUUGAGCUAGCAAGCCUACUGGGAGCUGGUCGUUAAAUCACAUGUAAUCAGUUGGCACUCUGGCGCUAAAAAGUCUUAUUUUAAUAUUUUCAUAGGUGGCGAAUCUGGAAGUGCAGAAGAAUCUGGUGGUAAGUACUUGUUUUUUUGUUGCGCUUAUAAAUUUAACUUCAUUUUGCACUUAUGUACGAGAUAACAUGUUUUUAUGGUAGUGACGUCAAAUCCCACGAAAAUAAUCUCAUCCUGGUAAUAACAGAAAAAUGAGUAACAAUGAAGCAAUUUUGAGAAAAAGAAAUAAAAUGAAACAAUUUUUUCACGUCGAUAUAUAGCUGAUUCAAUAAAGGUUACUUUGAGAAUAGCGCGAAGGGAGCUAUUGCUUGGUGGUCAGUCAAGCAAAUCAUGCGUGAGUUCGGUAUGUUAAAAUGCCCAGUGCCCAAUUGCCAAAAGCAAUCUUUUUUGAACUAGGUAUAUAUACGCACUAUGAACUGUCUUUAAAAAUACGAUAUGUUAAUGUUUAUCGCAUGUGUCAAACGCUGUUUCGUAUGUCCGCUCCUGGUAUGUCCCAAAAAGGCUUCGUUUUUGCACACAUAGGUUAUUGUCAUUUGCGUUUGAUGCGGCUUCAUAUUCUAACUGAAAUUUUACAUUUCCUUUUUUUCAGCUCCACCACCAACAGAAGGUGCAGCUCCUCCGCCUCUAGUUGUCCCUACCCCCACUCCCGAGCCACGACUUUGCCCCGCCCCUUGCCCACAGGUCUGCGCACCCGCUUGUAUGGAGAACUGCUGUAGCACACCUGUACCUCCUCCAUGUGCCGGUCCUGCCCCCUGUCCUAUGCCAAUGCCCAUGCCCAUGCCCAUGCCCAUCCCAUGCCCAGCCCAUGCCCAUGCCAGCACCCAUGCCUGUACCCAUGCCAGCACCCUUACCAGUUCCAUCGUGUUGCCAGGCACCUCCCCCACCCCCUCCCCCUCCUCCACCACCACCUCCUCCUUCAGCUCCCCCGGUUGUGCUCUGCGGACAGACCUGUGUAGAUGGCUGUGGACCUCAGUGCCCCCCUCAAUGCUGCAAGCACCACAAGAGAGGAGAACUGAAGAAGGGAGGACGCAAACGACACCACUAGAACGACUUUAUAACCACUCAUAACUCAGCUGUAAAUAGAAUUACAUCAAUUGCACUCUCCUCCAUAAUUAUACACAACGUGAUCAAUGCUGCAUCCUCCGAUCGUAUUUCUGUACUGAAUUGCAUUUUGAUAAGCCAAUUAUUUGCAACAAAUUGUAAAGUAAAUUUUGUGUUCUUUGCAAAGAAAACUACGAAUUGAUUUUAUAGAAUGACUUUAAGGAAUAAAUUUGCGAUGAUUAAAACAUUUUGGCUUAUGUUUCUUUAUACUUUGAAAGAGGCAAUAUAAUGCUAUUUAGAAUCGUCUUUAAAAGAACCCAAAAGAUUUUUAUCAACUCGUUUAAACUCGUGACUUUAUCAUCACUUUUAUCACCAUCAUUUAAUUUUAAACUUUAACCUCCAGUAGUUUCGAUUGGAAUGAACAUAGAAAUAUCCAAAUUUUGUUUUGUUAUACUCUUAACCCACGAAUUAAACGAGCCAAAGUGGACGCCUUCCUUCUUAGACAACUUCAACGGAUGGUUUUAGACAGCAUGGUAGAGCCUCUUUGACUAGCGUCUUUUUUCUGCUCCAAGGCUUCCUAUCUUUAACUUCUCACUCAGCUUUCUAAGCUUGUAUAUUUGACAACAACAAAAUGCAAACUGAAAAGUCGAAAAAGCCAAAGAAAGAGAAAUGAAGCACAAAUUUAGGAGAUUGAGUUAAAGCUCGGAAGCCUUGAAGUGUUUAUAAGCUUCCGUAAAUUGAAAACAAAUUUUACAUUUAAGUUAACAAGUUGCUUCUCUUUUUGGCCAAAAAGGUCAACUUUUGGAAACUUGCUGUUGUCAAAAAUGCAAGCUAAUCUUUUCCUUCUUCUGUUUUUCUAUAGUUUCACCAGAACCAACCACAAAAGCACUACCAUAUAAGGUAGUUGGUCCGCUGGGAGGCCACCCACAUCCGGGACCUCCAUCGGCGAGCAAUCCUUGUCCACAACCUCGAUACUGUGAUCCCGCCAGAUGCAAGGAUCCAAUUGGUUGUGCCCCUUCAUGUUCAGAUAUCUGUUGUGCGGACAUUCUUAUACCACCCCGAACCCCCAGUAGGAUCCGGAGCAGGUCCAUGCCCCCAGACAUGUGCACCAAAUUACCUCCCUGA
Molecule: messenger RNA, 9416 nt
Organism: Porites lobata
Lineage: Eukaryota; Metazoa; Cnidaria; Anthozoa; Scleractinia; Poritidae
Source: the annotation of a GenBank genome assembly